AAAUGGCAGUGUCUCUCUGCUGCAGUCAAUGGAGCCGUAGAUAGACGAAGAGAAGCGCGGCAAUUUAAACAUUUGUAACUCCGAAGAGUUUAAAUUCUGGGAUUUUAAUCCCCGAUUUUUGGUUAAAAGUACUCUAGAGGUCUGCUUCUUCAGCUGACAUUGAGCAGCACUGUCGAGAAGUGACGAAAAGAUGAAAUACAUUAUAGGAAUUGGCGGAGUCACUAAUGGUGGCAAAACAACCCUGACCAAUGAGUUGAUCAAGACUUUGCCCAAUUGCUGUGUUGUGCACCAAGAUGACUUUUUCAAGAAACCUGAUCAGAUAGAAGUCGGGGAUGACGGCUUUAAACAAUGGGAUGUGAUCACAGCUUUGGAUAUGGAGGCCAUGACCAACACAGUAAAGGGCUGGAUCGAGAACCCUGUGAAGUUUGCCCGUUCUCAUGGUGUGGCUCUGUCCUCUGCCUCUGAUGUGGCCAACGCCGACAAGCAGAUUCACAUCCUGAUUGUGGAGGGCUUCCUGCUCUACAACUGCCGGCCCCUGCUGGAUGUUUUCGACAAGUGCUAUUACAUCACGAUUCCCUAUGAAGAGUGCAAGAGAAGGCGAAGUACAAGGCAGUACACCGUCCCCGACCCUCCCGGCCUGUUUGAUGGCCAUGUGUGGCCCAUGUACCUGAAGCACAGGAAAGACAUGGAGGACACUGGCUUGAAUAUUGAGUACCUGGAUGGUUUGAAAUCUAAAGAGGAGAUCUACAACCAGGUGUAUGAGGACAUUCAGAACAACCUUCUCAAUCGUUUAUAGCAAGACUCAUCUCCAUCCCUGUACAGAAUUUGUAAAUAGCCCCUUGGAUUUUUUUUUUUUUUUUUUUUUUUGUACAUAGAACGAAGCAAUGUUAAGUUAUCAUUGUCUUUUUAUCAUCUUCAGAUGAUCAAUAUUUUUGUUUUUUCCUUAAAAGGUGAUGUUAUCUUAAACCACUGACUUGUACUGGAUCAUUUGUCUGCCAGUUGCAUUCUCCUACAAAUAAAUGUAUUGGAUGCUGUUAAGAUACA
Molecule: messenger RNA, 1044 nt
Organism: Xiphias gladius (swordfish)
Lineage: Eukaryota; Metazoa; Chordata; Actinopteri; Istiophoriformes; Xiphiidae
Gene: mibp
Product: muscle-specific beta 1 integrin binding protein
Exons: 8
Coding region: 191-796 (201 amino acids)
Cellular component (GO): cytoplasm
Source: RefSeq, a predicted model, not a curated record